This is a messenger RNA of Hypoxylon trugodes, 1397 nucleotides long. RefSeq names its product nitroreductase. The transcript has a single exon. Lineage: Eukaryota; Fungi; Ascomycota; Sordariomycetes; Xylariales; Hypoxylaceae. The record is from RefSeq and is a predicted model, not a curated record. Gene Ontology annotation, molecular function: oxidoreductase activity. The coding region runs from base 272 to 1132 and encodes 286 amino acids.
GGUUAAUGAAAACGGUACCGCCCGUGCCAAGAUUAUACUAGUUUUAAAAUGGUAAUGAUUGACGAUGCCUGAAGCCGAGCCGAUACACGGCAUAUUUCAAAAUCCCGAUUCGCCAGCACGCCAUACAACGAUAACGCCUAUCUCCCACCUAUGUCUACACUGAUUUGUCUCUUAUGUUUGCUCGUGGUUGAAAUAUGAAGGGGACUCUUGGAUUCUAUAUAUCUAGCUUAUCUAGAGUCGAAACGGGCAUAGAGGAAUAGCAAAUCAUAAAAUGGCGGACCUCUCUUCUCUGCUCGAAGCUCGUUACGGCACUACUAGUAGCGGUAGCGCUGCUCCUCCAGCAGCCUCUAUCGCCGCGAAUCUAACACUCCAAACUCUGCUGCAGCAUAAAUCCGUCCGCAGUUUUCUGCCUGACCCCCUAGACCCAGGCACCCUUGAGAUCCUUACGGCUGCAGCACAAAGCGCCGCUACGUCAUCUAAUCUGCAAACCUGGAGCGCCAUCGCCAUCACCACACCGUCUCUGAAAUCUCAAGCCGCUACACUAUGCGGAGAUCAAGCAUUCAUCCGCGCUGCGCCGCUUUUCAUCAUCUUCUGCGCGGACCUUGCACGUCUGACCACCACAUGCGCACAACACGGCACCCCCGGGACAGGUCUCCAAUUCCUCGAAAUGUACACCAUGGCCGCAAUCGAUGCAUCACUUGCCGCGCAGAAUGCGACCGUAGCCGCCGAAUCCCUCGGGCUGGGAGCGUGUUACGUGGGCGCGGCGCGCAAUCGGCCGAGGGAGCUAGCUUCCCUACUCUCAUUGCCACCGCGUGUAGUCGCACUAUUCGGGUUGGCGGUAGGACGACCAGACCCGGGAGCGCCGCCGGCGACGGUCAAACCGCGGCUCGCGCAGGAUGAAGUGGUGCGUCGGGAGACGUGGGGGCAGACUGACGAGUCGCAGCAGAAAAAGGGGGCGGCAAACCUCGCAGCAUACGAUGAGGCGCUAGCUGAUUUCAAUACGAAGCAGGGACGCGGCGAUGCGCCGGCAUGGACUUAUCGAUCAGCUCACCGUAUAGCAACGGUAGAGUCGCUGCACGGAAGGGACAUCUUCCGUGAGGUGCUAGAAGAGCGAGGCUUUAAGCUUCGGUAGGAUAUACACUGGCUAAAACGAGGUUAGUAAGCUAUAGUACCCAAUAUAUAGAUUCUCUAGAUAGAUUCUUAGCAAUAUUCAUAAUCUACCUACCCACUUAGGUAUGUUGGGGAAUUAUCCUUAACAUGCUAAACUUCCGAGCUCUGCGUAGGUACAUGUACUGUACCUAUUACCCCUCACUGGAGGUGUGCGGGGUUGUUGUAAGGGCUUACAACGCUAGAAUACACUAUAAAUAUAGUAAAAUACAGCACAUGGAUCACCAAUC